AGAAGCCAUUUUUGCAGAUCCAACAUCCGUGAGUUUUCUACAGGCGGCUUAAAAUUUUCGAUUCAGAGAAAUCGUUUUCUAGCGAAAAAUUAAGCUCUAUUCGUACCGGAAUAUCAUCGUCUAGCUGCCUCGAAAGCUGGUUCGCAUUUUGAACGUAAAGAUAAAGAGUGAUCUUUCGACGUCGUCCAGAAAAGUUGAUUUUUCUCUGAGGUAAGAAUCUCGAAAGAUAAAGCUCACCAUUCUCGAAAGAAAAAAAAAGUUAAACCUUUGAUUAAAGCAGGCGUGUGAAAAAAACGGGAGGAUCAAAUCGAUCCACCAUUGUGAAAUUUUCUGGGACAUUCGUUAUUAGUUGAAGAAAAUGGACUUAAGUUAGUGAAAUAUUACCAUUGUUUACGUAAUCGAAUACGGGUGUUUUGCUCUAAGAGCAAAUUAAGUGCAUAAAAGUUUGUGUUGGAUUAGGUUGUCGAAAUGCGCCCUUGAAAAGUUCGGCAUAUUUCCGGAAGAACAAAGUUUCGGGAACAAUAAGAAGAAGAUCAGUAUGAAAUGGACAUAAAAGUUGUGAGUUUUUUUUUUUUCGUUUUGUUCAAUUAACAGUUUCUUUCGUAUGGUUUAAUUGAUAUUGGCAAAAGUCCCCAUCAACUAAGCAGUUCCAAUUUAAAAACAACGGUUAAUUUUUUUUUCAGAAUUCAAUGUUGAAAAUUGUGGGAUGAAACUAGCAAAAGUUAGCUUCUUUUGUUUGUAAAUAACAUUAAAAUCCCAAAAGACUGUAGAAAAGUUUAAGUGCAAAUGUAGUAGUUUAUUAAAAAACAUAACGAAUCAACAUGAGUUGGUGUUUGUCUAUUGAAAACUGCUCCUGGGAAAGGGAUAUUAAACCCUCUGUGUCCCUGGGAUCAGCCUUGAUAAAUCAUGAUGAAGAAAAUCAAAUUAGUUCACAGAAGGUAAGACGCAGUGAAUUUAAGGGCUCAAUCAUAAAAUAAAUCAAAACAACAUUCAAUUCUAGAGGUUUAAUCAUUUAUAAAAUAAAUUUCCCAAUCUUGUUAAAGGGUUUAUUUAUUUCGGUAAGAACAAAAAAAAAAAAAAUAAAACAAGCAAACCUCAUGCAUCAAAUUGCCUCAACAAUAUCUUAAAAGAUAAAAUAAUUACUAAUCUUUUUCUAGGUACAUUUGGCAUUUUCAUAUCAAAUCUACAGCUAAUUGUUUUUCGACAGUGGGUUGUCAAGUGAAACCCAUCUUAAAAAUUCAACAAACGUGCCAGAACCAAAAUACAUUGCUGUACCAACACGUGAAAAGGAUCUAUCUCCAAAAGUAAACAAAAACCAUUUUCAGUACCUCAUGAUAGGCCAACAGUUGCCCUACUUAACGGUAAAACCCUUUUGAGAAAAUGAUAUUUCGUUACAUUGAAAACUCAAUUUGAGUAAAGGAUCUAUAAACAUUUUAAAACCAGAACUGCCAUCACAUGGAUAUACACCCUUUACUCCGGAACAAUUUUUCGCUACUACUCCGCAAACAAACUCAAAAUCAUCAAUUCGACUCUUUAUUCUACAUAAAAACAUAGUUGCAAAUGUAUGCGAGCUUAUAACUAGAGCUAAAAAUAAGAAAAUAGCAAAGGGUGUAUAAACAGGUUAGACAAAAUAUUACGUGAGCUAGGUUCUAUGUACGAUAGCGCGUUGUUUUUUUCCAUGAAAAUUGAUAUUCCUCUAUUCUAACAUGGGAUGCUUCUUAAAAAUCGUUUGUCUUUCAUAAAAACAAAAAAUUUGAAGUGAUUUUAAUUAGGGAUUUAAAAUAGGUUGUAUUUUCUUCAAACGCGUUUUUCUUGAUACGCUAUAUAUGGAAAUAGAUGCUUUUUAUGUGUUGGUAAAGAUUUGACACUUUAUUCAACAUAAAAUCAUAGUUACAAAUGAACGCGAGCUUAAAACUAAAGCUAGAAAUGAGAAAAUAGCAAAGGGUGUAUAAACAAAGGAGACAAAAUAUAACGUGAGCUAGGUUCUAUCUACGAUAGCGCGUUCGUUUUUCAUUAAAAUUGAUAUUCCUCUAUUCUAACAUAUAGAGGAUGCUUCUAAACAUCGUUUGUCUGUCAUAAAAUGCAAACAUUUCAAGUGAUUUUUAAUUAGCGAUUUAAAAAAGGUUAAAUUUUCUUCAAACGCGUUUUUCUCGAUUCGCCGUAUAUGGAGAUACAUCCUUUUCACGUGUUGGUACAGAUUGGCUUUUUAAAUUACAAUUGCUACGUUUGAUCCUUAAAAUGUCAUAAUCAUGUUAAUUAAAAAAAUUGUUCAGGUCCAUGAUCUGCCAUAAAAAACUGAUUGGACUGACUUAAAUUUUCUGUUUUGCAAAUAGAUAAUGGAAUGAGAUUGAUUAGAACAUCUUCAAAAUUUUAUAAUACAUACAUUUAUAAAAGCCGGUUUCGGACUAAUUUCUCAAGCUUAGUUAUGAAAUUUGUUCAAAAAAUUACGCAACGAAUCAAUUUUAUUUAAUGUAUUCCUCAAAAUUACUGUAGCUUUAGAGUUAAAUAAAGGUAACUGUUGCUUUGGGCACAUUUGGCAUUUCGAUACGAAAAAGUGUGCAAAAAAAACAAAACAUCAAACAUGAAUAUUUACAAAAUUGUAUCUACAAAACUUUUUUUGUAUUAAUUUCCUGUAUCAGAGUUAUAUUCCUGUUUUUUGUAUUCACAUUCAUUAUUUAGCAACGAAAGAUCUCACAAAUCUUUGAGUUGCCCGACUUAACGUUUUGGUUGGGUAGAUACCAACCGCUUGCAUCUUAAUUUCAAGCUAGAAAUGUAGUCCCUAUUUUCUAAUAGGUAUCGAACUAAGGUAAUAGGUAACUAAAUAAAAGUAUAAAUGAAAAAAUGUACAGGAAUAGAAUGGAUUUUACGUCAACAAAUACGCUCCAAGUUUGGGGAAUAAAUUAUUCUAUCAAGGAGAGUGUUUUUAGCCUUUUAAAGGUCUUCCGUAGGUUAAUUUCUAAUAUUAAAAAUAAUCAUGAUAAUGAAAGUAAAGGCAAUUUGAUAAAACUUCUGCUCAAAUUAAGCUGUGUUUCAUUUAUUUACAAUACAUCAAAGCGUGUAAAAACACUGAACGUCGCACAGUCGCCUAACAGUAGAAAACCAGUGUUGAGUGCGGUUUUUAAUCGCAUAUUGUCUCGUUCCAGCCUUCGCAAUGGACAGCGAUGAUUCCCGACCCGGUUCAUCAGCUUCAAAUAGUUCUUCGAACUCGGACAAUCCGGUCGCGAAGAAAGAUCACAGCGAUGGGGCCACAGGAGAACGUCGCUCGAGGUCCCGAUCGCGAUCACGGUCUCCGCAUUCUCGGUCCGAAUCUCGAUCGCGAUCCCGUUCGAGGUCUAACAGCUUGGCGUCUGGUUCAUCGAGACCGAAUAAACGGCAGCAGCUGAGUAGUCCACCAUCAAGUCCAAAAAACUACGAUGAUCCUCCGUCGCGGUCUAAUUCACCGUCAUUCCGCAGUGCGGAAAAUUCACGCAAUUCGCUCCCGAAAUCCACUCGUAGCCGUAGUCGCAGCGUGACACCUGACGAGACAUUGGGACGAUAUAAUCGUUCUCGUUCAGGAUCAAAUCAUUCGGAUGGCUCCUCGAAACGCCAUCGUAGGCUUUCGCGGCAUUCAAGUGGUUCAAAUUUGAGUGAAAAACUCAAGGGAGAAGAGAUUUCCGAUUGCGAGAUGGAAUCCGAUCGGGAAGAUAAGGAUAAAAGUCGGGAUGAUGAAAAGCAAGAUGAUCGGAAUUUAUCAAUGGGUCAUGGAACGAGUCAUGUGAAAGAUACCCUUGAUAUGAGCCACGAAGAUCUCAGUGACGUGAGCUUGGAGAGUGAAAACGAAAAUGACGACGUUGUGAAAGAUAGCGAUCACGAAAGUGAGAAAGAAGAGCGCGAGGAAGAAGAUCAUGAAGAGGAACGCGUCAAGAGCAAACCAGAAUCAAUGGUUGAUGAGUCUGAAAGACGUGAUUCAGAUAAAGGAAAAAUAACAGAUUUAAGGCAAAAGUUGGAAGAGAAGAAAAAUCAACAACGAAACAAUGAAGAUAAACAGACAAAUGGUGCCCGAGGUCACGACAGUUUAUUAGAAGAUGACAAAAACGAUGAAGAUGCAUUGGACUUUGAAGCAGAAGAAGGCGAAUGUAACGAUCCUCCCAAAGAAGUUGAAAAGACGGAAACUGGGAAAAUACCAGUUAAGGCUCCUGAAUCAGACAAAAAGAAGAAAAAAGCAUCGGAUGAUGAGUUAGAGGAAGGAGAAGAACUGGAAGAGGGAGAAGUUUCGGACGAGGACGAAAAAAGACCGGAAGAAACCGAACCUAAGCCUCUUUGUCGAUUUUACACUCGUGGCCAGUGUACUUGGGGCAUGAGUUGUAGAUUUUUGCACCCUGGAGUUACCGAUAAAGGUAACUACACCAUGUUCGAUAUGGUUCGUCCGGUUCCUAUUUCGCAUCAACCUCCACCGUACGCAGCACACCCUAUGAUGUACCCGCCAGAUUAUCGCAUUGAGCGCCCUCCAAUGCAUCACAUGGCUUCUUACCAUUCUGGAGGCUACGGAGGUCGGGCACCACCUGAAGCUUUGCCACCUCAGACAAGAUCAUCGGAACCGAUGGCUGAAAGUGCUUGGGAACGGGGAUUGCGUACUGCAAAAGAAAUGAUGCGCAAAGCAACCAAGCGCAAGGAACAGGACAUUGAUUUUGAGGACAAAAAGAUGAAUCUAUCUUUAACACAAGAUGAAAUGGAGAAGGACAAUUACUACAACAGAGCAUCUCCUGAGUCCCCAACAUUCGCGCCCGCCCGACCGGUGUCAGCUGGGUAUGAUUAUCCCCAAGGACCUGCUCGAUUCUCUCGAGCAGGACCUACAGCUGAAGAAGACCAGUUCGGCAGAACACAACGCUAUAGAGAGCUACCAUCGCACAGGAUGCCCCAAUACGGAGACGAAGAUGUUUCCAAGAAUCGAAACCGCGCUACGACUCGUGAAGUUAUUGUCCAACGUGCGGAUGAGUGGAAUGAUCCAUGGAUGCGUUCUAAAUCUCCCGGUCAUGAUAAACGAAAUACUCGGCGAGAACGUCGUAGCUAUAGCAAAAGCUCCUCUUAUUCAAGCUCCAGCAGCAGCUCUCGGUCCGGCUCAAGUUCCGAUUCUAGCCGUUCACCUUCUCCGAACAGCAGGCGACAUCGUUAUGAUAGCCAUCGAUCCAAAGAGAGCGAUAGAAAUGCUACUCACAUUCGGAAGGUUAUCCGAACACGAUCGCCCAGUGCAAGUCCCCGCCGAAACAAAUACUCCCCACAGGCACGCAAAACGUCUCCGCUGACAAAGAAACGCAACCCUUCACCAAUCCCGGACAAACGGGUCAUAGAAAAAGCCGUUUCGAGGAAGGAUAGAUCAAAGAAACCAUCACCAAUACGCAAAGUUUCGACUGACAAACGUCGUCGGCGUUCCAGCUCGUCUGGUUCCGGUUCGUCUGAUUCAAGCGAUUCCGGUUCGGAAAGCUCGUACUCAUCGAGCUCUUCAACAUCGUCGCGCGGUAAAGCAGCUGCAAAGAAAUCCAAGACUUCUGAAAAGACGUCCAAAUCAUCGUUGUCUGCGGCUAUAAAGAAGGGUUCGGAUAUGAAAAAGUCCAGCGAUUCCAAACCGAAUGCACAAGUAGUUCCGCCGUCCAGCGCCGCAUUAGAAAAAGCCGCUGCCAAUGCAUCGAAGAAAUCCUCCCGACGGGAAGAAUUGCUCAAACAACUUCGUGCUGUAGAAGAAGCGAUCGCACGAAAGCGCACCAAAAUAGCCUGAACCCCUCAAAAAAAGCAAUCGUUUUAGAAUGCCGACGAUUUAUUCCAUUAAUUUUCAAAGCUGACAGCUUUUCGCCCACAUCAAUGUAGUGUUAACAUAAACUAUCUCAUUUGUCCCCACUAACUAUAUGUGAGGCACUUUUGACACUAAAACCACACCUUAUCAUUCUGCUAGAUUUUAAUCGUACCGUUAACUUAAAGGUUUAACGCCUUGGUAUUUCGCUGUAGAGUUGUUCAUGAGAAUACGCGGUAUUUAUGCGUAUAGUUUUCUACAGAUUGAACACGUGCAUAAAUCUGUUUGCUAGUAUUGUAAAGGGACAUUGUAUAAGUUGGAAAACAACAGCAGUGGAGAAACAGAAAGAAGAAUAACUUAAUCUUUCAUCCGUAUGUCGUGUUACCUACGACCAAACAUCUUUAUCUCUGUUUUCUUGAAUUAGAAAUAGAUAAAGCAUAAAUAGUGAUAUAUCUUUAAUAAAACAUUGGAAACACAA
Messenger RNA from Uranotaenia lowii, 6242 nucleotides. RefSeq names its product zinc finger CCCH domain-containing protein 18. The coding region runs from base 3152 to 5752 and encodes 866 amino acids. NCBI's taxonomy places the organism in Eukaryota, Metazoa, Arthropoda, Insecta, Diptera, Culicidae. The transcript is spliced from 6 exons. Gene Ontology annotation, molecular function: metal ion binding. The record is from RefSeq and is a predicted model, not a curated record.